Molecule: messenger RNA, 279 nt
Organism: Paramecium pentaurelia
Lineage: Eukaryota; Ciliophora; Oligohymenophorea; Peniculida; Parameciidae
Source: the annotation of a GenBank genome assembly
UAUGAAGAAAUUAAUAUUCCUUGGAGCACUCCUCCUUUUGCUUUAAAUAACUUAUGUGAAUGCAAGUAUAAAUCAAUUAUGAAUUAGAUUGCAUGCAAUUGGCCUAAGAUUUCAAAUGCACAUAUAUGCAUUUAUAAUGCACAGAUAAUGAUAAUGGUGAAUGCUCUUGUGAAGAUGGUUCUACAUGUAGAUGGAAAGAUGGAAUUGGAGAUGAUAAUUGUCCAUGUGGAGGAGCUAAGCCUAGAAGAAGAAGAAGAAGAGUACACGAUGGUCUAUGAA